Messenger RNA from Diabrotica balteata, 1221 nucleotides. Lineage: Eukaryota; Metazoa; Arthropoda; Insecta; Coleoptera; Chrysomelidae. The record is from the annotation of a GenBank genome assembly.
AUGGAGAUUUACGAAGGAAUGGAUACUGACGUUGAUCGUGACGUUUUUUUCGAAACAUUACAAGCAUUAAUUGCGACUAAACGGGAAGACAAUUGUUUUUAUUUUUCUAAAGAAAGGUACUCAAAAACAAUUUCCGAAGUGAUUUCUGCCAAAACUAAGUGCAGCACACCUUUAGACUAUAGACGAUUAAAACGUUUUGACGUUUUAAAAGUUGACGACGAAGAAAAAUUAAUUGUACCUUUAAAACCAGGAGAAACGAAUGCACAGUAUUAUGUUAUCAAUGAUGAGUUGUUUACUAUACUAUCUGAAACUCACACCAGAAUUGGUCACGGGGGAAGAACACGCAUGCUUAAAGAAUUGCAAGUAAAAUACAAAAACGUUACACAUGAAGUUGUAAUGUUGUAUUUAAAUUUGUGUAAAUAUUGUCGAAUGAAAAAUAAUGUACUUAUAAGGGAUGAAUCCGUUAAAACUAAGUGGAAGACUUUAAGAGAUGGCUACAAUAAAUAUAAAAAACAGGUAAAACGAGAUAUUUCCCAUGGAAAAAAAAGUCACCAGUAUAUCUGGAGCUCCCAGUUAAGUUUUUUAGACGAUGUUAAUGCUUCACAUGCUACAACUUCCAGCAACACAUCCUCAGAAAACAAACCAUUACAAUCUUCAAGAGAACCCACACCUUCUCUAGAGUCAAAUGAUUCACAUAGCUUUGUAGAACUACAAUCAUUUAACUUGCCUGAGGAAGAAACGCCACUACAAUCAUUCAACUUGCCUCAAGAAGAAAAGUCACCGUCUUCAGUGGAUAUCGCGGCGUCUACAUCCCAAGCUCCGGUAGAGACAAAGCAACCAAAUCGCAAAAAACGACCCAUACAGGGAGAUGUAGAUAAAGUUUUAGACUAUUUACACGAUAAAAAGAAAAUAAAGCAAGAUGGAAUAGAUCAUUUAUUUUUGAGCUAUGCAGAUACGUUUAGAAAAUUGCCUCCAAGACACCAAAUUCAUAUAAAGCUUGAAUUAGCAAAAUUGUUUGCGGAUGCUGAGUUAGAAUGCUUAGAAGAAACUGAAGAACCUGAAGAAACUGAAGAUGUGAAACCGUCAUUCAUAGAAAUAUCAUCACCGUGCCAUCCUACAAUAAGUUCCAGUAGUGUUAAUCCGUCACAGCAACAAUCGGAACAGCAUAAUUUAUUUCAAGAGGUAGACCAACCUGAAUACUAUUUACCUGAUAAUUGUUAA